This is a messenger RNA of Penicillium paradoxum, 468 nucleotides long. Its product is annotated as cytochrome b5-like heme/steroid binding domain-containing protein. Bases 1 to 468 code for a protein of 155 amino acids. The transcript is spliced from 2 exons. Lineage: Eukaryota; Fungi; Ascomycota; Eurotiomycetes; Eurotiales; Aspergillaceae. The record is from RefSeq and is a predicted model, not a curated record. Gene Ontology annotation, cellular component: membrane; endomembrane system.
AUGACUGUCGCCUCACCAAUCAACCUCCUUCUCGUAUCCGUCUUCGGUGUACUGGUGUACUGGCACUUCCGUCCCAAGGCCCCAGUCACCCUUCCCCGCAUGCCGCCCCCAACCGUCUUCAAGACCUACACCCCCAAGACCCUGAUCGAGUUCAACGGCGAGGGCGACCGCCCGGUCUACCUGGCCGUCCGCGGUCGCGUCUUCGACGUUACCCCCGGCAAGAACUUCUACGGACCGGGUGGACCUUAUGAGAACUUCGCUGGUCGGGAUGCCUCGCGCGGCUUGGCUAACCAGAGCUUCGACGAGGAGAUGCUGACCAAGGAUUUGUCGGGACCCUUGGACGAGCUUAAGGAUUUGAGCAAGGAUGAAUUGGAGAACCUGGAGUCGUGGGAAGACCGCUUCAUGGAGAAGUACCUGGUCGUUGGAAAGUUGGUCGCAGAGGGCUCUCCCGAGGCUCCCGAUUCAUAG